AUGAAGACUCACAGAAUUCUGGAGCAGAACUGGCACUCACCCUGCUCUCGUGGCCUGGAGGAGGCAGUCUUGGGAACCGUGCAGUCCCAUAGGGACGUCCCUUCCCUGUGGUGGUCGCUAUCACUGCUGUUGCUACUGGGCCUGGGGUUGCCUCUAGCCAUCUCCCAGACUCUCAGCUACAGGGAGGCUGUGCUCCGUGCUGUGGAUGCCUUCAACCAGCAGUCCUUGGACACCAAUCUCUACUGUCUCUUAGACCUGGAUUCUGAGCCCCAAGGGGAUGAGGACCCAGAUACUCCCAAGUAUGUGAGGUUCCGAGUGAAGAAGACUGUGUGUGCCAAGGCAAUGCAGCAGAUACCUGAGCAAUGUGCCUUCAAGGAACAGGGGGUGGUGAAGCAGUGUAUAGGGACAGUCACCCUGAACCCGGCCUCAGAUUCUUUUGACAUCAGCUGUAAUGGGCCUGGUAUACAGCCCUUUCGGUUCAAGAAAGUUUCACGGCUGGCUGGACUCCUCCGGAAAGGUGGGGAGAAGAUUGGUGAAAAGCUUAAGAAAAUUGGCCAGAAAAUUAAGGAUUUUUUUUUUCAGAAACUUGCACCUGAGACAGAGCAGUAGUCCUGCCUUGGCCUGUUUCUGGAUCCCUAAAAUAAUAAACUUGG
Molecule: messenger RNA, 653 nt
Organism: Arvicanthis niloticus (Nile rat)
Lineage: Eukaryota; Metazoa; Chordata; Mammalia; Rodentia; Muridae
Product: cathelicidin antimicrobial peptide-like
Biological process (GO): defense response to Gram-positive bacterium; innate immune response; defense response to Gram-negative bacterium
Cellular component (GO): extracellular region
Molecular function (GO): lipopolysaccharide binding
Source: RefSeq, a predicted model, not a curated record